AUGUUUGCCUUAAGUAUAUCCAGCACAACAUCAGGAGCAGCAGCAGCAGUCGUAUCAGUACGUAUGAUUGCCCCAAGCGCACCGAGCGCAGUAUCAGGUGCGGCGGCGCGCGCGCAGCAGCAGCACGAGCAGCAGCAGCAGCAGCGCGGCGCAGCGCAGCAGCAGGCUUGCGGCGGCGCGCAGCGCGCGCGCGAGGCGGCGCGCGUCGCGACGCAGCGCGCGCCUCAC
Brenthis ino (lesser marbled fritillary) is the source of this 228-nucleotide messenger RNA. The record is from the annotation of a GenBank genome assembly. NCBI's taxonomy places the organism in Eukaryota, Metazoa, Arthropoda, Insecta, Lepidoptera, Nymphalidae.